UCGCCUCGCCAGUCGCAUGUGACUGUGAGCAUCGGCCUCGCCUGUGAGUCUGUGACUGUGAGCAUCGCGCCGCGCGCGGCAUCGCCAAUUCGCCAUUCGCCAAUCGCCACACUGCCCACACACUCGACGAUCGGCAGCAACCCUACCCAGCAGCGCCAACCCUACUCUGCAGCGCAGUCAGAGACUCCCCCUGUCGCCGGCGAACUCAUCCCCCGUCGCCGUCGUUCAAGAAUCAAGAUCGAAGCUUCGACAAAGGAGACGCCACCCCUUUGUAGUUCGCACUUCGCCAUGGAAUCCCAUUCCAAAUCUGAGUUUGAUAGGUACCUUGAGGAGGAGGAGGAUGAUGAAGUGGUUACACGAACAUUGGUGGGUUCAGAAGAG
Molecule: messenger RNA, 381 nt
Organism: Linum tenue
Lineage: Eukaryota; Viridiplantae; Streptophyta; Magnoliopsida; Malpighiales; Linaceae
Source: the annotation of a GenBank genome assembly